This is a messenger RNA of Larimichthys crocea (large yellow croaker), 1964 nucleotides long. It is a transcript of the gene hs3st2, whose product is annotated as heparan sulfate (glucosamine) 3-O-sulfotransferase 2. NCBI's taxonomy places the organism in Eukaryota, Metazoa, Chordata, Actinopteri, Sciaenidae. The record is from RefSeq and is a predicted model, not a curated record. Gene Ontology annotation, molecular function: [heparan sulfate]-glucosamine 3-sulfotransferase activity. The coding region runs from base 211 to 1341 and encodes 376 amino acids. The transcript has 2 exons.
CGUAUUCUGCUCCGAAGUUUUCCCGCACAGUUCAGCAGCCUAUGAAAAGAAAUAACGCGACUUACGCGCAGUUGAUGCCUUCGAGAAGCCACCCCUAUCCUCAUAUGCCAGUCUGUCUGACUUUAGAACAUAUAUUAUUGCCAGACCGCAGACCAAGAGAGGAGGAGGACUCCGAUGGAAAAUCAUGCAGCACUUUGAACCCAUGGAGACAUGGCACAUAGGUUCCUCUCAUCUACGAACAGAUUCAGCGCCAGAUUUGCCUUCAUAUUCACUGUGUCACUGUCCUGCACCUAUUUAUGCUAUAGUAUUCUUUUUUGUCGCAGCACAAUCAUGACAAAUCAGGGUUACGAGGGGAAAAGAUGCCCGCCGAGCAAGAACGCAGGAGGGAAGAAACUUCUUGGGAAAUUAGACAAUUGCGCUUCGCUGGAAGUCAGGUCUGCUUUGGAUGAGUCUGCUGCCCAGCGAGGAUCAAGUGAUCUCCGCGACCAAAGUAAAGCUCCUGCCUCGUCUGGGAGUCACUGGGCUGACAUGAAGUUGAGAAACAUGAGUGUUGCGCAGAAAUAUGGAAAUAAGAAGCUGCCAAAUGCGUUAAUAGUGGGUGUAAAGAAAGGAGGCACCAGGGCUGUGCUGGAGUUCAUCCGGAUACAUCCAGAUGUGCGCGCUCUCGGAACGGAGCCGCACUUUUUUGACAGAAACUAUGACAGAGGGCUUGACUGGUACAGGGGACUAAUGCCACGAACACUAGACAGCCAGAUCACAUUAGAGAAGACUCCAAGCUACUUUGUCACCAGAGAGGCACCCAGACGCAUCUCCAGCAUGUCCCAUGAGACCAAGCUGAUUGUUGUGGUUCGUAACCCGGUCACAAGAGCAAUCUCUGACUACACACAGACUCUUUCCAAGAAGCCAGACAUCCCUACAUUUGAAGAGUUGGCCUUUAAGAACAAAAGUCUGGGUCUCGUUGACUCUUCGUGGAACGCCAUUCGGAUCGGGAUGUAUAUUCUGCAUCUGGAGAACUGGCUGCAGUACUUUCGCCUGUCGCAGAUGCACUUUGUGAGCGGAGAGCGGUUGAUCACGGAUCCUGCAGGGGAAAUGGGCCGUGUUCAGGACUUUUUAGGACUGAAACGAAUAAUCACAGACAAGCACUUCUACUUUAAUCGAACCAAAGGCUUCCCCUGUCUGAAGAAGCCAGAGAGUAGCAGCCAGCCACGCUGCCUUGGCAAAUCCAAGGGCAGGACUCACGUACAAAUCGAAGAGGAGGUCAUAGAGCAGCUGCAGGAGUUUUAUAGGCCAUUUAAUAUCAAAUUCUAUGAAACUGUGGGGCAAGACUUCAAGUGGGAUUGAGAAUGUCAAACAGAAACCAUGCUGUUUUUAAAAUGGCUACCUCUGAAGACAAACAUAAAUGAGGGUAUCUUCAACAAAAUGUUUAAAUGGCAAGUUUAUUGAGCUAUGUAUAAAUUGACAUAAUUAAUAUAGAAUAAUAAGUAUUAAAAUCAAAUCAUAUAAAUGGUUUCACAUCAUGCUGCAUUUUGGGUUGGUGCAAUUUCCUUUAAAAAUAUAUACAGAAGCCAAUUUUCUUCAUGACAUACAGUACAUGACAUAUGAUUCAUUGACAGGCAACCGACAUUAACUCAUAACCAAGUCAUUAACCAGCAAUCAUCCCACUGCCUUCCUGCCAUUUAGCCACCCUGGACCUAUACUAAUGACAUUGCUUGAAUAUUCAUUACAUAGAUGACUUAUUUAUUCAUAAUAUCCUCUGAAAAUGAAACACUGGCUUCACUGUUAAAAUGAGCUCUCAACAUGAAUUUGCAGCGAAAUGUCAAAAGCAAAGUGAUAGAUUUCCUGAAUAAAUGCACUGUAACUGAGGAGAAAAGAAUAACACCUAUAUUACGACAGAUGCUAACACUGAUAAAGGUUCAGCAUUUGUUGAACUCUUCUUCAGCUCUUUCUGUGUCAGUAUUUUUGUU